Messenger RNA from Aphanomyces astaci, 2850 nucleotides. RefSeq lists its product as hypothetical. Gene Ontology annotation, biological process: microtubule-based movement; mitotic spindle organization. The record is from RefSeq and is a predicted model, not a curated record. The transcript has 22 exons. NCBI's taxonomy places the organism in Eukaryota, Oomycota, Saprolegniomycetes, Saprolegniales, Verrucalvaceae. Bases 20 to 2509 code for a protein of 829 amino acids. Gene Ontology annotation, molecular function: microtubule binding; microtubule motor activity; ATP binding.
UUCCUGACAAUCACGUGGCAUGGACCACAAGGUCGUGACGGACUACACCCGUGUGACAGCGUGUGAGCAUGUCAAGGUGUACGUCCGAGCGCGGCCUUGCGCCGAUGGAUCGGAGCCAUUUGACGGCAUGUUUGAACGCAAGCGGGAGGCGCCCAAGAACAUCACAAUCAAGGAUGUGGACAAGUCGCAAUACGGUGAACACGCCUUCAGCUUUGACAAUAUUUUUUGGACGGAAACGACGCAAGAGGAGGUGUUCGAGUCGUGCAGUAAGCCAUUGGUCGACUACGCCUUGCGAGGCAUCAACAGCUGCUGCUUUGCCUACGGCCAGACGGGGUCUGGUAAAACGUACAGCAUCUUUGGGGAAACGGGGGAAAAGGACGGGAUCAUUCCGCGGGCGGCCGACUACUUGUUUGAAAUGAUCGAGUCCAACACGAAUGGCCACAAACCCAACAAACCGGUGUAUACGUUGGUCGUGAGCUUUUUGGAAAUUUACUGCGAUCGCAUUCGCGACUUGGGGCGCGAAUACGUGCUGUCUACGAAUCGAACCGUGUCGCUGCAGCAAAGCAGUGGCUCCGACUGGUAUCUGCGCAAUAAAAUCAUGAAGCGCACCGACAGCAAUGCCAGUGUGCAUUCCACGGGAUCUGCCAAGGACGAACCGCGCUUCGACUACGAAAGAGAAAACUUGGAAAUCCACGAAGACGCACAAGGCAUGGUGUAUGUCAAGGACUUGUCCAUGAUUGAAGUGUCCAACCGCGAAGAAGUGAAUGCGAUCGUGCAAAUGGGGCUCACGCUUCGAGCGACCCACGAAACCAAAAUGAACUCGGUCUCGUCGCGGUCGCACACUGUGUUUACGAUUCACAUCUUUCAGCACGACGUGGCGCUGGGGCAAGUGAUGUGCGGAAUGAUGAACUUGGUCGACUUGGCCGGGUCGGAGCGCUUGAAGAAGAGCGAGUCGGACGGACAGCGCCUCAAAGAAGCGCUGCAUAUCAACUCGAGUCUGAGCGCCGUGGGCAAAGUCGUCAUGAGUUUGGACCCGGAAAGCGGCUUCAAUUACAUUCCGUAUCGAGAUUCCAAGUUGACGCGGUUGUUGCAAAAUAGCAUCGGGGGGAAUUCGUACACGUUGCUCAUUGCGACGAUCCACCCAAUGAAAGAGCACUACGAGGAGUGCCUCAACACGAUGCAGUUUGCCAACCGGUGUCGCAUGGUGCAGAACCAGCCCCGGGUCAACUACAUCAGCCAGUCGGGUGGGGACAAGGACAAGCGCAUUCGGAAGCUGCUGGAGGAAAUCGCCAUGCUAAACCGCAAGCUGGAACACAUCAAGAACGAGCAGAACCAGCGCAUGAGCAAUGUCUUGCGGGAGCUCGGCUUCGACGUGAGCGAGUACACGGCCGAGGGGAACGUCCGGCUCAAGGAUGGCACGGUGCUGAUGGCGCAGAGCCCCGACGCCGUGCUCGACAUGCACGGCAACCCAAUUCCUUUCUCCAUCACCGACGAAACCACGCUAGGGGGGCGGCGGACCUCGUUCGACACCGGACGCAAUUUGGAAAUGCGUCGUGCCAUAGACUUUCUUCGCAAAGAGCGCGACCAUAUGAAGCAAAAGGCAGAAGACGUCAAGAGCGUGGUGUUGGCGUCUCAGGUAGAGCUCAAGCGCGAAAAGGACGAACUUCAACGGCAAUUGCAACAACACAAGAAGGAAAUUGCGCGGCUGGAAGGCGUCGUGCAGGAGAAGGACGUGGCGCUGGACCGUAUUCAGGCCAUGGGCAACUCCAAACACAAGGAAGAGAUCAGACACCUUCUCGCGCACAGCCACGAGCUCAACAAGCAUCUGCAUGUGCAGUUUCACGACGCCAAGCCAGCGGCAUUCACACCGUCGUCUGUCCAGCAAUCUGAGCAACUACUGCACGCGCAAUUCCACCAGCGAGCGCUGGCGUUGGAAAAGGGCAAACAAGACGACAUUGCCCUUGUAAAAACGCAGUACGAGUGUCUCCUGACUCGGAAAAGAGCCGAGUGCGACGAGCUCACCAAAAUCUGGAGUGAUAAACUGGCCCAAAGCACCCACCUCUGCGACACGCUCAAGCAAGAAAUGGCCGACUUGUAUGUGUAUGCCAGUCGCCUGUUUGACGCUGCCCAAGGCCCCCCCCAUCGGGGUCACGACGUACUUCCAUGGCCCAAAGCCAUCCUGACCAACCCGAACAAACUCCGCGCGUUCAAAGCCCUCCUCGGCUCUGACCCCGCUGUCCGUGCGCGUGUCACUUGCGACAAGAAGCCACCGCCCCUCAAAGGAGCCCCCACGAGUCCGACGUCUCGACCGGUGUCGGCGCCCGUGCGUCGCCCCAUGAGCGCCGGGUUUGCCACGGCGUUGCGCGGUCGAGUGGUGCGUCAGGCGGAAGAAACAUGUCCCGAACGUCCGGACCACGACGUCGACAGGGGUCAGUUGGUACGCCAAACGUUGCUCAAAUUGUUCUCCGCCAACGGGGAUGUCCUCAUAGAGUGUGGACGAACUUCGUGAACCACAGCGUCGACAGCGAAAUGAUGUGCCACCCUUGGCUACGUCAGAUCAUAAUGCGGAUAUUGUAGCUCUGAAAGCCCGUUUGGACGACGAGAUGCAAAAAAACCGUGCAUUGCGAGCAUCCAACGCAGCGCUCAAGCGACAGCAAGACAAAGCAGCGAUGAACCAGUCGACUGUCAAGGGAAUUCGGCGAGGGGCCAGCAGCAGCAGGGCAGAGGACGCGCGAGUCGAAGAUUAGCUCCAGUCAUAGUGUCCAUUCUCGUCUUGGCCGAAGGAUGUCAAUGUGGUGUUGCCGUACAGUACGUACGUAAAUCUAUGUAAUAUUAGUCUCAAAAGCGUAG